Molecule: messenger RNA, 525 nt
Organism: Cyphellophora europaea CBS 101466
Lineage: Eukaryota; Fungi; Ascomycota; Eurotiomycetes; Chaetothyriales; Cyphellophoraceae
Exons: 1
Coding region: 1-525 (174 amino acids)
Source: RefSeq, a predicted model, not a curated record
AUGGCGCCCUCAACUUCCACCAACAACCCCAUCCAUCCUCUCUACGCCAUCAUCUUCACCUACAUCGAACCGUUCCUCGCCCUAGGCGGCGUCAUCCAAACCCUCUCGUUCCCAUUCAGCUACAUCGCCAUCUCCCAUCCCACCAUCCACACCGCGCUCUCUCCCCACCCGCAUCUCCACCCCCAGCUCCAGACACUUUUCACCUGCAUCGCCGGCGGCUGGUCGAUCCUAACCUUCAAUGACAUCGUGACGCUACGCGUGUUUUCGCGCGACCCCAAGGUCUGGCGCUGCGUCUUGGCCGCACACCUGUGCUCCGACCUGCUGUACGUGCUGGCACUGGCGCAGGAUGUCGGCUACGCGCACGCGCUGGAUCCGCGGUUGUGGAGCCGUAAAGAGUGGUUCACGAAUGUGCUGACGCUGCCGUUCAUGUGGGCCAAGAUGGCGUUUCUGGUGGGGGUGGGCGUGGAUUCUGAUGCUAGGGAGAGGGUGGUUGCCAAGGAACAGCUGAGGGGCAAGAAGGCUUGA